AAAGAUCUUUAAAUUUUUAUUUCAUAAAAUGACAUUAAUUGUUGUAAAAUUAAAUGACCAAAAAUGUCGAGCAAUAAUUGCAACAAACUUUUCAAAUUCUUUUUGUGGGUCUAAAUUAAUUAAAAAUAUGGGUAUAACGGCAAAACAAUUAAUCAAUUCACCAAAAGUAAAUACAAGUGAUGGAACUCAAAUUGAAUUUAUUGGGGAAGUUGAAGAACACGAGGAUUUAAUGCAUUCAGUUUCGAUUGAAAUUGGGCCUUGGAAAAGUGAUGGAAUGAUUCCUUUGUUGGUUGCUUGGGAUUGCCCUGCUGAUAUGUUAAUUGGAAAUGAUUUAAUUACUGAAAUUGGAAAAACUUUCCCAAUUAAAUUUGAAUUUUACAAAAAUGCUGUUAAUAUUGGAGAAACUAGAGUAUCUAUGUUAGACCCGCUUUCUUCUGAAGAAAAAUUUAUUUCUGUUGUUGUCAACGAUCCUCGUACAAAUAAAGAGGUUGGAAAGGAAACUUGGCGAAAAGGGAAUAAAGAAACUUUUGUGCCAGGGGGGUUAGUGACAAGGCGAGUUGAAGUUGUUGGGAAGGAGGAUAGUAAAGGUUUGGAUAUUUAUUUUAAAAUUGUAUAG
Meloidogyne enterolobii is the source of this 616-nucleotide messenger RNA. The record is from the annotation of a GenBank genome assembly. NCBI's taxonomy places the organism in Eukaryota, Metazoa, Nematoda, Chromadorea, Rhabditida, Meloidogynidae.